AUGAAUAUGGUGAUCGAAAUGCUAUCGUAUGGUAUGCUUAUCAGUGGUGCUAUUACCUUCAUAAUACUUAUCUCGGGAUUCAAAGCUACUUAUGGACGAUAUUCUCAGCAAUCCCAUUUACCGGUACCAUUUAUACCAGCUAAAUGGGCUUGGUUUAUACAAGAAUUACCAUCGUUAUACAUUCCUCUUCACUAUCUCAUUACUGAUAUUAAUGAUCAGCCUCUUAUCAAUAUAUUUAUCCUUACCUUAUUCUGCUUGCAUUAUAUUAACAGAGCUCUAAUUUAUCCAUUCCUGAUCAAAGGGAGUACAGGAAUUCCUGCGCAUAUUUUCCUGCUAGCUUUUUUAUUCUGCACAGUUAAUGGAUAUAUGCAAGCUACAUGGCAUUCUCGUAACGUUGUGUAUAACGAAUCACUGAAGAAUACGAUGUUUUGCUUCAUUGGCACACUGAUAUUUAUCACUGGAAUGGUGAUUAAUAUCACGUCCGAUUCAAUACUACGAAAUUUGCGACAAGAUGGAGAACUAGGCUACAAAAUACCUUAUGGUGGUUUGUUCAAAUAUGUCUCCGGAGCAAAUUUCUUUGGAGAAUGUGUUGAAUGGACUGGUUAUGCCUUACUGACACGCACAUUGCCGGCUUUUGCCUUCGCAUUUUUCACAUUAUGCAAUCUUGCACCGCGCGCCUAUCAGCAUCAUAAGUGA
Acanthocheilonema viteae is the source of this 696-nucleotide messenger RNA. The record is from the annotation of a GenBank genome assembly. Lineage: Eukaryota; Metazoa; Nematoda; Chromadorea; Rhabditida; Onchocercidae.